AUGGCUUCAGACACGGCUCCGGCGUUCCCGCAAGAGCUCAUCAACGUCAUCAUAGCGGCAGUCGACGAUACCCGGGCACUGAAAGCGUGCUCACUUGUCUCGCGGGGCUUCUGCGCUCCAGCGCAGGCACUCUUGUUCGAGUAUUUCGAGCUCUUGCCGUCCUCACGGUCCUGGCAGGACGACUGCCUUGCUCUUGCUAGCCUCGACGCGCUUCUGGCGACCUCCCCGCAUAUCAGUGACCAUGUCCGAAAUCUCACUAUUGACGCAGGUGGUCCCAACGAGGGCAUUCCUGCCUGGAUUACUGCAGACGAGUUGGCCCGGGUCCUUCUUCGCUUUCAGAAUCUGGUCACAGUCACUCUGGAUUCAGAGCUGCAGGGCGCCCGUCCCGCGGAAAGUGCACUCGACUGGUCAACACUUCCUGAGCCUGCACGGGCAGCGCUGGCUCGCACCCUAGCGCAGACGACAGUCACCGCGGUGGCCCUCCGCGGGCUCUGUUUUUCGAGUCUGCUGGAGCUGCACGCACUUCUAUGUCCGCCUGCCAGUGGUCGCCCACAACUGCGGGAGAUGUCUUUGUGCAACGUCAACUGCAGCCAAGCGCUGUUGAACGGGCACCAAGAGGAGUCCUUGAACAAGCUUCAACUCGAGCGAUUGCUCCUUAGCACUGAUGACGACGAAUUCGUGGAGUCUCUCCAGUCCUUGGUGCAAGUCCCAUGUCUUCAGCGCAUGCAGUUAGUUCUGCGAGACAAGGACUGUGAAGAAGUAAUGCAAUCCGUAUUUCUCCUUCAUACCCAUGCUCUCCGUCAGCUGAACAUCACCUUGGAGCACCAGGAGACCGAGACAUGCAACCUAGCCCUCGGCCAUCUCAAGAAGCUUGAAACACUGGAGAUCCAGCUGGAGUUGAUUACCGAUUUCAGAGUAGUCGACUACCACCCUGGUGAAUGGGUAGCUACCCUUCUCUCAUCCCUCGUCCACUCGAAAUGCGCGCUCGCCCGGCUCACUCUACAAAUCUUCGUUGGCCCAGAGCAUGUACAACACCCACUCGAGCCCAACAGCCUUGUCAGCACUCUCCAGCCAUUGGUGCCGCUCUUCCAUGCGUGGGUCGCGGCGCAGUUUACGCCUCUGCUUACUAUCCGCGUGGCGUCGUAUAACAUUUCCGAAAUCAGUACCGCCAAGGGUGCUGUUCUUGAAGUUAUCGGAGAGCUUGGUUUGGAGACGAAAGUGGAAUUGGUGCAAUGCUAG
Messenger RNA from Mycena indigotica, 1239 nucleotides. RefSeq lists its product as uncharacterized. Lineage: Eukaryota; Fungi; Basidiomycota; Agaricomycetes; Agaricales; Mycenaceae. The record is from RefSeq and is a predicted model, not a curated record. The transcript has 3 exons. Bases 1 to 1239 code for a protein of 412 amino acids.